Molecule: messenger RNA, 6789 nt
Organism: Engraulis encrasicolus (European anchovy)
Lineage: Eukaryota; Metazoa; Chordata; Actinopteri; Clupeiformes; Engraulidae
Gene: elna
Product: elastin a
Exons: 81
Coding region: 230-4564 (1444 amino acids)
Molecular function (GO): extracellular matrix structural constituent
Source: RefSeq, a predicted model, not a curated record
CAGAAUAAAAACAGCAACACUAGACAUAAGGGGAGAAAAAAGUGAAAUGAUCCAUUGAACUGAAAGUCUUUGCCCCCCUCUCUAUAAUUACGUCGCGUCCAGUGUCCUUUUUUUAACUCAUUUUUUUCUUGCUUUUAUCAUUUUUUCAAGCACUUUUAUGAAGUGGUAAUUAGCUUUGCGGAGGAUAAAGCCAGCUGAUUUGGACACGGCUGGGGCAUUUUGGAGUGCGAUGGCUAACAGGACGGUUCUAUCACUCCUUCUCGGAUUCCUCCUCCUCACUCUGUUGCAGCCCUCGCUACAAGGAGGUGUCUAUGUCCCAGCAGGGGGUAUCGGGGCAGUUCCAGGUGCAGGGGGCAUCGGAGGGGUUCCUGGAGCAGGUGGUGUUUACCCAGGAGCUGGAGGAUACAAACCACCGAAACCUGCUGCUGGAGCUGGUGGCCUGUACCCAGGGGGUGUAGCACCAGGUGGAGUGGGAGCGGGAGGCCUUGGAGGAGCUGGUGGAAAACCACCUAAGCCAGGCUAUGGUGGCUAUGGUGGAUAUGGUGCUGGGGGAGUGGGCUCAGGCGGUCUUGGAGCUGGAGGACUUGGGGCAGGAGCUGGUGGGAAGCCACCUAAGCCAGGUUAUGGUGGCGUUGUUCCUGGGGCUGGUGGAGUUCUGCCAGGGGCAGGAGUAGGAGUUGGAGGACUUGGAGCAGGUGGAAAACCACCUAAACCAGGUUAUGGAGGAGUUGUCCCUGGUGCUGGUGGAGUUGUCCCAGGGGCAGGAUAUGGAGUUGGAGGACUCGGAGCAGGAGCUGGCGGAAAGCCACCUAAGCCUGGUUAUGGUGGCGUUGUUCCUGGUGCUGGAGGACUUGUUCCAGGUGCCGGAUUAGGAGUUGGUGGACUUGGAGCAGGAGCUGGAGGAAAGCCACCCAAGCCAGGCUAUGGUGGAGUUGUUCCUGGCGCUGGAGGACUUGUUCCAGGAGCAGGAUAUGGAGGACUUGGAGCAGGAGCUGGUGGAAAACCACCUAAGCCAGGUUAUGGUGGCGUUGUUCCUGGUGCUGGAGGACUUGUUCCAGGUGCUGGAUUAGGUGUUGGAGGACUUGGAGCAGGAGCUGGCGGAAAACCACCCAAGCCAGGUUAUGGUGGCGUUGUUCCUGGGGCUGGAGGACUUGUUCCAGGUGCAGGAUAUGGAGCAGGAGGACUUGGAGCAGGCGCUGGAGGAAAGCCUCCUAAACCAGGCUAUGGUGGUGUUGGUGGAGCAGGUCUUGGUGGCUACGGGGGUGCUGGAGGCCUGGUUCCAGGAGCAGGCUUAGGGGCCGGAGGCCUUGGAGCAGGAGCAGGUGGGAAGCCCCCUAAACCAGGCUACGGAGGAGCUGGUGGUGGAUUGCUGCCAGGUGUCGGGGCUGGUGGUGCUGGACUCGGGGGAGCAGGUCUGGGAGCAGGUGGAAAGCCUCCUAAGCCAGGCUACGGUGGAUACGGCGGUCUUGGGGCUGGAGGACUAGGAGCUGGAGGUCUUGGAGCUGGAGGUCUCGGAGCAGGAGGAGCCAGUGGCAAGCCUCCCAAACCAGGAUACGGGGGUGCCGGUGGCCUGGUUCCAGGUGGUGUCGGAGGAGCGGGCCUGGGAGGUGGUGGAGCAGGACUCGGACUCGGCGGAGCAGGAGCCGGUGGGAAACCGCCUAAGCCAGGUUAUGGAGGAGGUCUGGGACUUGGAGGAGGCUACAGGCCUGGAGGUGGUUAUGGGGGAUAUGGUGGCUAUGGAGGAUAUAACCCAUAUGGAGGCUUCUUACCAGGAGCCGGAGGAGCUGGGGUUCUACCAGGCGGAGGACUCGUCCCUGGAGCAGGAGCGAAAGGAGGUGUGAAACCAGGAAAGGGAGGUCCAGGCGCCGGGGGAACUGCCACAGGGCCAGGUAGCGGGGGAGCGGGAACAGGAGGAGUUCCUGUCAUACCACAGACCGGGCUGCCCGGGGGAGGAGCAGGGGGCAAGCCUGCCAAGGCGCCCAAGAGUAUACCGGGUGUUGGAGUGCCGGGUCCUUACCAAGGCGGUGUUGCACCAGGACAAGGGUACGGAGUGCUUCCUGGGGUUGCAACAGGCACCGGACUGAACCCAAAAUCUGGUGGGGCUGGACAAGUAGGACCAGGGGCAGGUGGCCGUGGUUUUGGCGGCCCGCUGCAACCUGGUGUAUUUCAUGGAUAUCCGCUGAAGUCUCCCAAAGCUCCAGGUGCUGGUGGCUACGCUGGUGGCAAGCUGCCAUAUGGAUAUGGAGGAUUUGGGGGUGGUGGUGGUGCAGGGACCAAGCCUGGGUACCCUACAGGAACUGGAGUUGGCACCUUGGGUGCCGCAGGGUCCAAAGCUGCUAAAUACGGUGCUGCUGGGGCUGGUGGUGCUGGGCUGGGUGGAGCAGGUGGCUACCUCGGCCAAGGCGGCGUGGUGCCCGGUGCGGGCGGUGUGGUGCCAGGAGCGGGUGGUGCUGGUGUUUACCCUGGCGCUGGAGGCUAUGGAGCUGGUUCAAAAGCUGCUAAAUAUGGUGGUGCUGGUGUCGUCCCGGGUGGAGCCGGAGUGGUGGGAGGAACAGGCGGAAUACCCGGAACUGGAUAUGUACCUGGAGCUGGAGCAGGAGGAUACCCAGGAGGAGUGAAGCCUCCUAAAUACUAUGGUGGUGCUGGUCUUGUACCUGGUGGUGCUGGCCUUGUGCCAGGUGGAGCUGGUGUGGUGGGUGGAACAGGAGGCAUCCCAGGAGUAGCACCAGGGGCUGGAGGAGCUUAUCCAGGUGGUGUGAAGCCCCCUAAAUAUGGAGUGGCAGGUGGUGCUGGGGGUGUUCCUGGAGGAGGUUAUGGUGUACCCGGCGCAGUGCCAGGUCUGGUACCGGGAGCAGGAGCUGUUCCUGGAGCUGGGGCAUAUGCUGCAUCCAAAGCCGCAAAAUACGGUGCUGCUGCUGGGGCUGGAGGGGUCCCUGGUGGCUACGGCGUGCCAAGAGCCGUGCCAGGCGUGGUACCAGGAGCUGGCUACGGAGGACUCGGAGGCUAUGGCGCCGGAGCAGGAGCUAAACCACCUAAGUAUGGUGUGGCCGGAGGGGCUGGCGGAGCGGGACUUGUCCCGGGGGCCGGUGGUGUGGCUGGCCUGGGAGGAGUGCCGGGAGCCGGGGCUGGAGGUUAUAAUCCAGCUGCUGCUGCUGCAGCAGCCAAAGCUGCUAAAUAUGGCCAAGGUGCAGUAGCCGGAGGGGCUGGGGUAGUUCCAGGGGCCGGCUAUGGAGUGCCCGGUAGAGGAUAUGGAGUACCUCAAGCAGGCUAUGGAGGCUAUGGAGCUGGAGCUAAACCACCCAAAUAUGGUGUUCAAGGUGGUGUAGGGACUGUCCCAGGAGCAGGAGCCGGUGUGGUGGGGGGUGCAGGAGCCGUACCGGGAGCUGGAGCUGGAGGGUAUGCAGCCAGUAAAGCAGCCAAAUACGGUGUCCCAGGAGCCGGAGUUGGAGGACUCGGCGUAGGAGGAGCCGGAGCUGGAACUGGGGCUGGAGUAGUGCCAGGAGCAGGAGGGUAUGCAGCCAGUAAAGCAGCCAAAUACGGUGUCCCAGGAGCCGGAGUUGGAGGACUCGGCGUAGGAGGAGCCGGAGCUGGAACUGGGGCUGGAGUAGUGCCAGGAGCAGGAGGCUACCCUGGAGGUGUGAAACCACCAAAGUAUGGCGCAGUGCCGGGUGGUGUGGUAGUGCCAGGUGCGGGGGCAGGAACAGGUGUCGUCCCGGGGGCCGCCGUGGGAACAGUGCCAGGGGCAGGGCUGGGUGGGCAAAAAGGUGGUAAAGCUGCUAAAUAUGGAGUACCCACAGGUGCCGGUGUGACUGGCACAGGGGUACCAGGGGCCACAGCUGGCACCGGACUGGGCAUCAUACCCGCAGGGACCGGAGUACCACCUCUUCCCAUUAAACCUGCUAAGGAUCUACAACCUGCAGGAGCCACAGUGCCAGGACCAAGUGCUAAUGCCACAGCCGAGCUCGAGGUGGUCCCUGGACCCAGUGCUGGACCAGCCAUACAACCUGGAGUAGGCGCAGGUGUGAUCCAACCAAGUGCCGGGACAGGCGUAGUGGGAGCCGGAGUUCCAUCUGGUGCGGGAGCAGGUGUGCAGGCUGGACCUGGAGUUGGAACCCUCCCAGGUGCCAAGCCUCUUAAACCCCCAGCAGUUGGAGCUGGAACAGCGGGUGGACUCUACCCAGGAGGAUUAGGUGUGAAUCCAUAUGGUGCUGCUGGUAAACCACCGAAACCAGGCUAUGCUUUGGGAGCAGGUGGAUAUCCACAACACGGUGGAUAUCCACAACAAGGGGGAUAUCCACAACAAGGCUAUGGGGGAGCAGGUGGAUUACCACAGUAUGGUGGAUAUCCACAACAAGGUGCAUAUCCACAACAAGGUGGAUAUCCACAACAAGGUGGAGUUGCACCGGGUUAUGGCGGAGGAUACCCCCAACAGGCCUAUCCAGGAUAUGGAGGACUGUCUCCAGCACAAGCUAAAGCAGCCAAAUACGGAGCCCUGGGAGGAUUCUUGGGAGCCCGAGGUGCAGCCGGGUGCCAAGGCAAAUACUGUGGACGGAGGAGAAAGUAAACAAUCUCUUGAGACGUGAACUGACCUCAAGAAAACUAAUGGUGCUACUGCAUGAUCUAGAAUGUACAUUUGAUAUGAAGAAAAAAAGAGAUUAAAAUGUCCCCAGAAAUGUACAAAAGUUGCAGAGACAGUAGUAAACCAAACAGAAAAAAUAGACACUCGAACCCAUGUUGUUGCACACUUGACAAGUUCUUGAAAAGCACCAUGAAAACAGCUUUUUUUAAAAAAAAGAAAAACGUGAUUUUUGUGACACAAAAUUGUUUAUUUGUUGUUUUUUCCUUUUUCUUGAAUACUAUAUUUAAGAAUUUUAAAGCGUUUACCUUUGACACUUUGGAACUUUCAUGUGAGGUUCCGCUGACACCUUUUGAAAUCUUAUGGCCAGGCCCAAAGCUUAGUUGUUAUUUUGAGACCUAAAUUCUAGGCAUACCAGAGAGGUUGUCUCAUUGUGUAUGUUUGUGUAUGUAUGUUCCUGUGUGUGUGUGUGUGUGUGUGUGUGUGUGUGUGUGUGUGUGUGUGUGUGUGUGUGUGUGUGUGUGUGUGUGUGUGUGUGUGUGUGUGUGUGUGUGUGUGUGUGUGUACGUGUGUGUACGUGUGUGUACGUGUGUAUGUACGUGUGUGUACGUGUGUGUGCGUGCGUAUGCGCGUGUAUCCAUACAUGGUGAAAACAAUGCAGAAAGAUGUGUGUGUGCAUGCGUGUGUGAGGGUGUCUGUAUUUGUUUGUGUGUGUAUGCAUGCAAAGUACUGUAUGUGUGUUUGAAUAGCCUGACUCACCUCUAUAAACAAGCAUUCCCAUCAAAAGGAAUGGGCAAUGUGUGACAUCACAGCACAGACCAACCUUCCAUUGUAAUAUUCAAGGAAAGCCUCUGUGAGUGUGCAUGUAUGAAAUCCACACUUUUAACAUGCCAAAGUACUUACCAUACAUUGAAGGCCUGUAGAACUGCUGGUGAAUGGGCUUGUGUUGUCUGUGUUUGUCAAAGAGCUGUACUUGGCCCCAUAUUACCUACUAUGUGACAAGGCACUGCUACUCCUGGUCCUGGUACAGUUGAUAGCGGAUGGAUGUGUUUUGUCCAAAUAAAAUAAAACAAAACAAAAAAAUGUUUGGUCAUAGUGAGCUACGUAGACAUAGACUCUUGUCGUUGACACGGAACUAUGGCAACAGUCUCUUUUAAGCCAGCCUCACUGCCUUGUCAACGUUGUAAUAGCAUGAAGAGCUAUCUUAGCUCUGAUUAUGUUUUUGUAGGCAUGAAAUGAUAAUUGAGCAUUACACACACACACACACACACACACACACACACACACACACACACACACACACACACACACACACACACACACACACACACACACACACACAUAUGCAAAUCAUUGUUUAAUAAACUGGUGCUCUGCUGUUGAGUGGCUCUACGCCAAAUGUGACAAAACACCAAAUACUAAUCCAUGCAGAAGUGUUCUGGGAUAUGUACCAUGUAUGAAUGAUUUACUAAUAGGCUUUAAAGAAUAAACAAAAAAAAUAAUUAAGAUUCCCCAGUGUCAGGGGGAAAAGGUGCUUGUGUCGCUCGACCUAGAAUGUUUCAUUUAAGUCAUUCAGUAUCCAUGCAUACUUUGUUUUGUUUUUUUAUAUAUAUGAAUAUUAUUGUACUAUGUGUUAUUAGGCAACCAUUGCAUUUUGUUUUUGCACCAUGUUGAACUAGACUCAAGAGGAGAAACGCAGAACACAAGUUUCAGUUACAGUCUUGUUUUGUUUUAUUCUAGCUUCCAUUAGCUUUCAUAUAGUCACUGUGGAGAGUUUAUACUGUACAACAUUUUUUGUUCAAAAAACAAUAUUGUUUGUUUUUCUGUGUCUGUUUUGCCCCCUUGGAUAUUGUGACCAUGUGCAGUUGUGUAUAGCUGAAUUUCUGAGAUUAUCAUCAUUGUUAAACUUAAAUGUCAUGUUGUGUGAAGGUAAUUUCCCACAUUUUGGCAGGUGAAGUGACUGUUUUUUACACCCAACUUGAAAUAACCAAUCAGCUUUAGUGAUUUGUGCCCAGUGCUGUAUCUAAUUGAACUGCCUGUGAGCCCAUAGCAGUCGUCCCUUCCCACUGUGCCGUGGAAUUUACACUUUUUUUAUUUAAAGAGGGUUGUGGAGGCAUUGCACUUUUUCCACGACGCACAUUUUGACUAGUUUCCGGAAAUUCCGGCAUUUAAACUGCUUCAUAAAUAACUAAAUAAAAAAUAACAAAACAUUA